Messenger RNA from Microplitis mediator, 1317 nucleotides. RefSeq lists its product as uncharacterized. The transcript has 3 exons. Gene Ontology annotation, molecular function: catalytic activity. The record is from RefSeq and is a predicted model, not a curated record. Lineage: Eukaryota; Metazoa; Arthropoda; Insecta; Hymenoptera; Braconidae. Bases 1 to 1317 code for a protein of 438 amino acids.
AUGUCUGAUGCUCAGUUUAGACUUCCAUCAUUUACUUUAUUCAGAAAUGAUCGUGCUAACAGAAGUGGAGGAGGAGUAGCCUUGUACAUUCGGAGUUCACUUUCAACAAAAGUUGUUCUUUGCUCUACAUAUAUUCAAAAUCAUCCGGAAUAUCUUCUCAUGGAGGUAUGGCUAUCUUCAAGGCAGAAAAUUCUGGUUGGUGUUGUUUACAACCCGCCGUUAUCUGACUCACUGAGUAUACUUGAGUCUGAUCUGGAUGAUGUUAUGCCUCAUUACAAUCAUGUCAUUCUACUUGGUGAUUUCAAUAUCAAUAUGAAUGUUGUCAGCCCAAAAUCAGAUGGAUUUAUGGAAUUCUGUGGAUGUCUAGGAAUGGACUUACUUAACUUUAAGGAUACUCAUCAUAAUGCUAACAGUCAUUCAUGGAUAGAUCAUUGUUUAGUUAGUAAUUUGGACUUCGUUUUAUCAUCAAGACAAUCUUCUGAGCCAUUUCUUGCUGAUCAUGACCUGAUUUCACUUCAGUAUGAUUACAAAGUGCCGAUUUCUAAUCGGAACAAAUUUUGGUGUCGCAAUUGGUCUAGGAUUGAUGAUGACUAUCUACAGCAAUUAUGCUCAAGUUUAGAUCUCUCAUAUCUUAUUGAUAGUGAGUCUGUUGAUACUAUGAAUAUUUAUUUACAUGAACAUAUUAGAGAUGUUGUUGAAGAAGUUGCACCGCUAAGAGAAAUCAAUGUUCGAGAGAAACCUGCACCAUGGAUUAAUAGUGAUAUCAAGACACUACAGCGUCGAAGAUCGAGGCUUUAUAGAAUCUUCAUAAGAUCGGGAUUUGCGUUUAAAGAGUAUGUCAAUUUGCGUAAAGUGAUUAAGACUAGAAUUAUGAAGGCCAAGCAAAAUUACUUUGAUCAGCGUUUUCGGGACCGAACGAAUGCGAAAUCCUUUUGGAAUGAUUUGCGUAAACUAGGUUUAGUUAAGGGUUCUGAUUCAACUGUCAAUCCAAAUAUAGAUCUAGAAGAACUAAAUAAUUAUUUUGUUAAUGCGGCUGGAGAUCCUUUAGAUUUAAUUGAUUAUGAGUAUUUAGAUAGAGUAGUGCCAAAAUAUCAUAGUUCUUUCACAUUUAAGUCUAUUAACUGUAAUAUUGUCAAAGAAGCAAUCAUGAGGAUAGCUUCUAGCUCGAUGGGUCCUGAUGGAUGUUUUCCAUCGGCCUGGAAGCGCUCUUAUGUUGUACCAUUACCUAAGGUUCACAGUCCAACUAAUUAUUCAGAUUAUAGACCAAUUUCGUUGACAUGGAUGGCCGCAAGAAGCUUCGACUUCAUGGCCAAUUAA